CUUUUUGUCAGCCUUUUACUUGUACUUUCAUCUGGCAAUCCUCAUUAGAAAAAAGAAAAAAAGAAAGAAAACAACUUUCUUCUUCUUCUUCUUUGCUUUUUUGUUGAGCUGGAGAGGAGGAAGAAUUAAACUAAAACAGUUUUGAUUGAUUUAGAGAUAAGAGGGAAAAAAAAAAAAAGGAAGAGAAAUGGAUCCAGUAAGUCAUCAUUCACUGCCUCCGCCAUUUAACACCAGAGAUUUCAAUCUUCAGCACCACCAAUUCAACAACCACAACAAUUCCGAAGAUGAACACAGCGGCACCAGCGGUCUAAACAUGGGUUCCGGCGGCCCUCAUAAGCGAGAAAGGGAGGAUCAUCACAACGACGGCAACAUGAACGGCGACGGCAAGGAUCAUUCCGGAGGAGGAGACGGCGGAGGCAGCGGCGGCGGCGGUUCGGGCGAGAUGACUCGGCGGCCACGUGGGCGGCCAGCUGGAUCCAAGAACAAACCGAAACCCCCCAUCAUUAUCACCCGGGACAGCGCUAACGCGCUCCGGACCCACGUGAUGGAAGUCGCCGACGGCUGCGACAUCAUGGAGAGCAUGGCCAAUUUCGCCCGGAGGCGUCAGCGCGGCGUCUGCAUCAUGAGCGGCACCGGCACCGUCACCAACGUCACCCUGCGGCAGCCCGCGUCCCCGGGCGCGGUGGUGACUCUCCAUGGCCGGUUCGAGAUCUUGUCGCUGGCGGGUUCGUUUCUUCCGCCGCCAGCUCCGCCGGCCGCGACGUCGUUGACCAUAUACUUGGCCGGCGGGCAAGGGCAGGUGGUGGGAGGGAGCGUGGUGGGGCAGCUGAUGGCGUCGGGUCCGGUGGUUAUCAUGGCGGCUUCGUUCAGCAAUGCGGCUUACGAGAGGCUUCCGUUGGAUGAGGAAGAGAGCUCGAUGCCAAUGCAAGGCGGCGGCGGCGGAGGCGGAGGAGGGUCGAUUGGAUCUCCGGGAGCGGCGGUGGGCGGCGGAGGAGGAGGAGGGCAGCAACAGAUGAUGGCUGAUCCAUCAAUGUUCAGCAUGAAUCCGGGGCUACUCAACUCAGUUCAAUUACCACCUAGUGAAGCUUAUUGGGCUACUGGUCGUCCUCCUUUCUAACUUAUGCUUUCCUACUAAUUUACCAACAAGGUUACAAGUUUUUUUCUUAAUCUUCUUCAUUCCCCUUCUAUUGAUUUGCUUUGAUCAGCUCAACAUGCAAGAAUGGUUAAUUUUUAGCAAAUUAAAAUCGAUCUUUUGAGUUAGGGUGUUAGCUUAGCUAGCCAGCUUUUGAGCAUGUUUCUCUCUUCUCAUCUUUUCUUUUAAGGUUUCUUUGUUUUCAUCAGUUAAUUAGCUAGCUAGAGAGAUAGGCUGUUUUCUUGUUGUUACUGAGUUUGAUUAUCAGAUUGACAAUGUGGGUGUUUUCGUUUUUGUAAUUUGAUUGUAGAACUCUGUACAUUAUUAUUAUUAUUGGUUUUCCUUAUGAUCCAUACGGAUCCUAA
Oldenlandia corymbosa var. corymbosa is the source of this 1497-nucleotide messenger RNA. The record is from the annotation of a GenBank genome assembly. Lineage: Eukaryota; Viridiplantae; Streptophyta; Magnoliopsida; Gentianales; Rubiaceae.